AUGGGAUCAAUCGAGCGAGUCGUGCCCGUCUCAUUGCCGAGGAGGGUUCAUACAUUGUCGCGCAUCACUAAUGAGACGAAAAUUCAAGUCUCGUUGUCGCUGGAUGGAGGCUCACUACUGGCAUACGAAGAGUCGCAACAUUUCUCGUCAUCAAUACCUCAAGCUCAGAAACAAGCGCAGCCGGACGUCCUAGUACCUCUGCCCACUUCCCACCAUGCAACACAAAUAACGCCGAGCCAGCAAAUCGCCAUUUCAACCGGCAUUGGCUUUCUAGACCACAUGCUCCACGCCCUGGCAAAACACGCUGGCUGGUCGCUAGCCAUUCGAGCAAGCGGAGAUCUGAUAGUUGACGACCACCAUACUGCCGAAGACGUCUUUCUCGCGCUUGGCUCGGCAUUCAACGCUGCGUUGGGCAAACGAGCCUCUCUCGUCCGCUUUGGCAGGGGCGACGCACCGCUUGACGAAGCCCUCUCAUGGGCCGUCAUUGAUCUGUCGAAUAGGCCCUAUAGCGUCAUUGACCUUGGGUUCACCAGGGAAAAAAUCGGCGACCUCAGCACGGAGAUGCUGACUCAUGGAUUGGAGAGUUUCGCACAGGCCGCAAGUGUGACGAUGCAUGUGAAGUGCGUGUACGGACACAACAACCACCACAGGGCAGAGAGUGCGUUCAAGGCGCUUGCCGUGGCAUGCAGAAUCGCUUGUGAGAGAAGAGCAGAAGGCACUGUCGGUGCUGGGGACGUGACGAGUACAAAGGGCGUUCUUGGCUCAAGUGUCAACGGGUAA
Cladophialophora yegresii CBS 114405 is the source of this 780-nucleotide messenger RNA. RefSeq names its product imidazoleglycerol-phosphate dehydratase. The coding region runs from base 1 to 780 and encodes 259 amino acids. Gene Ontology annotation, biological process: L-histidine biosynthetic process. Lineage: Eukaryota; Fungi; Ascomycota; Eurotiomycetes; Chaetothyriales; Herpotrichiellaceae. Gene Ontology annotation, molecular function: imidazoleglycerol-phosphate dehydratase activity. The record is from RefSeq and is a predicted model, not a curated record. The transcript has a single exon.